AGUUGCAGGGUAGCAUUGAAAGCGACGCGACGCAUCGGUUUAGUCGGCAAAGUCGGCAGUAUCGAAAAGUGUUUGCGGAAGUGGCAUUGUGGCAAUUUCCGGCGAUUUGCAUUUGAUGUGACCUUUUGCAACAAAGCUGACCUUUAACUGACCAAGGACAGUCACAGUCACACAGAAAGUGAACGCCUAACAGCUAGCUGCAAAAGCAUUCAGAGUUCAGAGCUCAAAGAGGCUAGAUGUAUCGGCAAGUGUUUGUCUUGUUGUUAUCGGUUGCAUGUGCCGCAUGUGGCACCGCGCUCGAUGAUACAACUCGAUUUGGCCAGGAGCUGGAACAGUUGCUAGACAGCACGCGUUCGCCCUGCCAGGACUUUUACGGCUAUGUUUGCGCACGCAGCUCAAAUGCGGACCAAACUUUGCGACUUCAGCGAGAUCAGCAGCGUUUUCAGCAAAUGCUCCGCUCUGCUAAUCCCGACCAGCUGCUGGCCAUGGAGCAGCAGCUGUUGAACUUCUACAAAUCCUGCCGAAGUAGUCGUAGCGUGGAAGCACUACGCAUAUCGCAGCUGUAUAAGAGCACUGGCGGUUGGCCAGCUCUCGAGACACGGAGCUCCAAUCGGACGCUCAACUGGCUGGGAUUGCUGGGUUACUUUCAUGAGAUGGGUGCUCCAUAUUUCUUUGAUAGCACGAUUAGUAUGCAGUCGAACAAGCGACUGGUUACACUCCAGCCGGACACGACACGACGUCACACUGUGAGCAAAUUUGAGCAACGCAUGGCCGAUCUCCUGAAAAGCUUCGGUGUGGAGCAGAGUCGGGCGCAUGUCGCCUCGCUGGAGGUGCUCAGCCUGGAGCGCAAUCGGCGCGAGAUUGUCAAGACGGAACGCAGCGACGAUCAGGUGCAGUACAGCUAUGCGAACUUCAAGAGCAGCACGUUUGGCAAUGUCUCCUUGGCUCAACUGGACUGGGAUGGCUACUUCAAGCAAAUCCUUGGGGGUAAGAGCCUUCGGCCAACGGACGUGAUUGUUGUGAAGCAGUUGCCACGACUGGUCGACUAUAUGCAGCUGUUGCAGAAUACUAACAUGCAUCGUCUGCUCAAUUGGAUUUGGAUAGACUAUUUAAUGGAUAUCGCUGCCACUGACUGCAAGCAGCUGGCGGAGACCUAUGCAGGCGAUGUCUAUGCGCAUCUGCUGCUGCGCCUGAGCGUCGAUCGGGAGAGGAUGACGGAAAUGUAUGCGGCGAUAGGCAGAGCCUACAAGGAGCAGCUGUCGGGCAGCGUUUGGAUUGACGAGAUCUCCGAGCAGGCCUCGCAGCGUUUUCUCAACCACAUCAUGCAUGUGACCAUAAGUGGAGACGAGCGUCUGGAUGCUGCCUACCGCGAACUGGACCUGGGCAGAAGGAAUUUCUAUCGCAAUAUGGAAAAGUUACGUCGCUUUCAACACAAACGAACGUCGCCCACUUCAGAUGAGCUGCAGAUGCGUCAGUAUGCGCAAAUCUUUGAGACAGUAAAUGGCCUGUUGCCCAAAUUGAAUCUGAGCAUGCCGCUGAACUAUGUGCUGGUUGGGGAGCGUUUUGCACGCAACCUCAUCGCCGCUGGCAGCAGUACCCUGACGCCGGGCGCCUGGCGCAGCAUCGACUCGGAUCGACAAUUUGCCCAGUUCCAGCAGUGCAGUAACUCAUCGAAUCCCAAUGAGCUGCUCCUCGCAAUCCUUGGCCAGCGCCAGACGGGCAAUUGCUACAGACAAUGGCUUGGCCAGCAGUCGGCUGCUGCAUUUAGGCGACAACUGACGUCUGCCACAACUGGACAACGGUUGCAGUUAUCUCUGGAGCGUCUGUACUUUAUUGGUAGCCUGCUGGUGGAUUGUCGUGAGUUGCAGAUUGCGGGUGGCGUCCAGCUGGAGCGCAAGCGGCAAUUGCAGCACACACUCUUGCGUAACUCGGCCACAUUCAGUGAGGCAUUUAAUUGUCGACCAGGCGAUGCUCUCUACUCACAGCAGCCGCUCUGCAAGAUUGCGUGACAAAAACAUACAGACAGACUCCAAACACACACACAUAUAGAACUACCAGAGGGGAAAAACACUACUUGAAAAAGUUGCCAAAGAAUUGUGAAGAGAAAGAAAACUUUGUGCGCUGCUUUAAUGCAUAAUAAAUUGUAAAGCAGACAAUAACUUUUGUAUUUGGCGCAGACCUUGAACUUUUUACGAAUUACCCUUUCUUUUCCCUGCCUGUGUGUGUUUUUUUGUUGUUUGGUUAAAAAUCGAUAAUUUUACGCCUCAUGCCCUGCAAUCACGUGCCCAGUACGGAAAAUGGGGGGCCGUUACGGUUUUUGAUUGAUUUUUGCUUAGUUUGUUUUUCUUUUAUGCUUUUCCGCAGCAUAUGCUUGAGUUUUUUUUGUGCUUUGCAUGUAUGUAUUGAGUAUUGUAUUGAGAGGAUAGUAAAAUAAAGGGAGAAGUUUAGUUUA
Molecule: messenger RNA, 2452 nt
Organism: Drosophila grimshawi
Lineage: Eukaryota; Metazoa; Arthropoda; Insecta; Diptera; Drosophilidae
Gene: Nepl11
Exons: 2
Coding region: 237-2009 (590 amino acids)
Biological process (GO): protein processing
Cellular component (GO): plasma membrane
Molecular function (GO): metalloendopeptidase activity
Source: RefSeq, a predicted model, not a curated record